AUGGGUGAAUGGGAUGAUCGUAAACGACCUGACCUUCUUCUCUUGUUUGACGUUGAUGGAACUCUGACUCCUGCUAGGAGGUCGAUAACUCCGGAAAUGUUAGAAUUACUUAAAACGGUGAGAAAGGAAGCUGUAAUCGGCUUUGUUGGCGGCUCUGAUCUUGUAAAACAGCAAGAACAACUUGGUCCUACUAUACUUGAAGAUUUUGAUUUUGCUUUUUCGGAAAAUGGGCUUAUGGCAUACAAGAAAGGAGAACUAAUUGCAUCACAGAGUUUUAUUGGAUGGAUCGGUGAAGAAAAAUAUAAGAAAUUAGUCAAUUUUAUUCUUAGAUAUAUAGCAGAUCUUGAUCUUCCGAUUAAACGUGGGACAUUUAUCGAAUUUAGAAAAGGUAUGAUUAACGUAUCACCAGUUGGACGUAAUUGCACCGUCGAAGAAAGAAACGAUUAUGAAAAAUAUGAUAAGCUUCAUAGUAUUCGACCUAAACUCGUAGAAGCAUUGAAAAAGGAAUUUCAUGAUUAUUCGCUCACUUUUUCAAUUGGCGGGCAAAUAUCGAUUGACAUAUUUCCGACAGGCUGGGAUAAAACAUAUUGUAUGCAAUAUGUUAAAGAGUUUAAAGAAAUUCACUUUUUUGGUGACAAGACAUAUAAGGGUGGUAAUGAUUAUGAAAUUUAUAAUUUGGAAUCGAUUAAAGGACAUGCUGUUAAUAGUCCUGAUGAUACAAUGAAAGAAGUUAAAGCAUUGUUUCCUCACCUUUUUAAAACAUCAUAA
Molecule: messenger RNA, 768 nt
Organism: Scutellospora calospora
Lineage: Eukaryota; Fungi; Glomeromycota; Glomeromycetes; Diversisporales; Gigasporaceae
Source: the annotation of a GenBank genome assembly